AUUUUAUGCCCACGUCUUAACUACAUAUAUUUUAUUAUUUACUAUUUGCUUAGCUGCUUGCCUGCUACUCAGCAUGGGCUGUUGUUCAUCCUUCGAAACAAAUUGCUUUUUGAGUUACUGUUUAUUCCAUCCUUUAUAUACCGUAUGUUACCCACGCACUUUGAAUAAAGUAAUUGCAUUUUUUCAACUCGUGACGUUUCCAGUAUCCUUCUCAACUUUGUUAUUGCAGUUACAAAUAUUAUAUAUUAAAAAUUUAUUUAUGUUCAACCCCUGAAACAAUAUCCAGUUGUGGCACGUCUUAUUGAGAAUUGGAAGCGCAGUUUAACUAAAACUGAUUGAUUAGCCAACUCAUUCAUAAAGGAUGGCGAAUGGUCCUUCUUGGGCCUCACAAUUAAAUGUUCGUCGAAUUUCACGGGUCUCGUGUUUUAGCGGUUAUGUAGGUCUCGCCGUCUCUGUUUUUUUUUUUUUUUUACAAAGUAGUCAUGGAGUCUCGAUUUCUUGAAAGGCUAAGGAAGGCUUAAGGAAGUCGUUUGUUUGUUUGUGUUUAUAAAUGAGGUUUCAUGUCUUAGAAUCUAAACGUCUACAGUUCACUUUUAAAACACUUCAGUGAGUGAAGUCUCGGUAUCGCUAUUCAAGAAGCCAAAAUGUCUCGGGCUCGCAAAGGAAAACGCCAGUCUCGCCUUCUCGCCAAGUCUCGCAUUUACUAUGCAUUUACCACCCCUCAAAACUAAAGUUCUUUCUCGUGAUAAUUUUGCUCUGUCCAGAAAUUUCUCUCAGUUGGAAACAUUGGCUCAAAGGGUUUAUCAACCCAUCUAAAUAUUUUAUUCUUAGCUGUCGGAAAUUGAAAUUCGCUUAUCAACGGAAAAAAAUCUCCCAUUGCUUCUGAUUGUAACUGGACACGUUCUUGGUUCGUUUUAUAUUUUCCCCAAGAAAAUGUCAGCUGUCCUCUUAAAGUGUAUUCAUUCAAUCCAGUUUCAAUCACUACAACGUUCUUAUAUCAACAAAACGCUAUUGAAAUAUCGAUGUUUUUGACAGCGGGAUUAAAAACUGGGAAAUGAGUUCUUGAAUUGCAAGAUAUUGCAGGUGAACGCAAAAAGAUAUCGACCGCAUCAUGACCAGAAAGUGAGUUUGGCCGGAAAGGUAUCGCAAAAAGUGCUGCCUUGAAAAGAUCUUCAAACCUAAAUUGCAAGAAAGCAUUUUUGCGCUGAUGAUAUCAACACACGCCGAGAAGUCACAAAUUGUGUUUUAACGGAAUUAAGUAAAGAGAAAAGGUGAAAAUAAAAACAAGAUUGCAAGCAGGUGUUUAAGCCGGAAAAAGGAUUUUAAGAUGUCAAUAACCCACUGUUUGAUUUAUCAAUAUUUUUGCUUAUUUAGAACCCUUCUCUUUGUUUCAAACUGAUUUGUUUUAGUCGCCAAGAAAUCACGAGAAAGCGAGCGAGAGCUUAACAUGGCUCAUAAGGUAAAUCACAACCUAUCAAUGGAUAAUGUAAUUGAAAAACAAACGUUGAACAAGUCAGAAACGCCUGUCGUGCAAGUUCUCAGAUCUGAGGUUGACACUUUCGUUUUUAUAAUCUUCUCCGUCCUACUCGCCUUUGCAAUCGUCCUCGGCAACUCGAUUGUGAUGGCCGCUUUUAAGCACAAUCGAAAAUUACGAAAAAGAAGUAACAUGUUCUUAAUCAGUUUGGCUUGCUCUGACUGCAUUGUGGGCGUCGUCUCGUUGCCGCUGUGGAUCUGCAUCUCUGGGCUCGGGAUAGGCAAAGGCGAAGUACUUUAUGCGCUGUUCAUCAGCUUGGACAUUUUCAGCGCGCUGACCUCUGUCUUCCAUUUAACAGCCAUUAGCGUAGAACGGUAUGUGUCCGUUUCCCGACCGUUUUUAUAUCAGCGACUUCCUGAACAUUUUUACAUAGGAACAACUGCGUCGGCUUGGGUGUUUGCGGCGUUGAUCGCUUCGUUGACUCCGUUGCAGAGUAUGUUCAAACUCCAACGCCUGUACGCCCCAAGCUUUACCACCGUCGGCUUCAUUGCUCCGUUGGUGAUCAUCAGCUAUAUGUACGCCGGAAUAUUCCGCAUUGCUAAAUCGCUGAACCGUCACACCCCUGGUUUUGAGGCAAACAAGAUGAGCUGUAGUGAAAAAAGCCAUCUGAAAAAGGAGAUCAAACUAGCCAUGACUUUAACCGUGGUGUCGGGAUUUUUCUUCGCUGCAUGGCUGCCGUUUUACGUUCUGUUAAUGACCGCUGUGUACUGUUUUCGUUGCUUGCCGCAAUAUCCCGGCCUUCAACGUUUGGUAGACUUCGUGAAAUGGAUGCAUUAUUCGAACAGUGCUGUCAAUCCGUUUAUUUACGCAUUCAGGGAUCCGGAAAUGAAGAGAGAAUUUGUGGAGCUACUUCAGGUCAAGAAACUUUCAAGAAAACUUAGUUUCAGAUCUUCAAGAGAUGGCUGCUUGUCCACUAAAUAUUAA
Molecule: messenger RNA, 2458 nt
Organism: Orbicella faveolata
Lineage: Eukaryota; Metazoa; Cnidaria; Anthozoa; Scleractinia; Merulinidae
Product: dopamine receptor D5-like
Biological process (GO): chemical synaptic transmission; G protein-coupled receptor signaling pathway, coupled to cyclic nucleotide second messenger
Cellular component (GO): plasma membrane; dendrite
Molecular function (GO): G protein-coupled serotonin receptor activity; neurotransmitter receptor activity
Source: RefSeq, a predicted model, not a curated record